Molecule: messenger RNA, 2727 nt
Organism: Peronospora belbahrii
Lineage: Eukaryota; Oomycota; Peronosporomycetes; Peronosporales; Peronosporaceae
Source: the annotation of a GenBank genome assembly
AUGUCAAACGUUGACGAAUUGGAUGAAUUACCACUGCUUCAAAGUAAAAGUCAACGUAUUGUGCAUCCAUGUCAUAAAACCAAGAAUGAUUCAUCUCAUGUGAAUGAAGAAUAUAUUUGUUAUGGUGAUCGCAUUGCAUUUCUAUGUGAUGGACAACUCUUAGCAUUAACACGUAAAUUUAAUCUCACGUAUCAGCAAAUGGCGCUUGUUGCAGCUUCGACAUUAGCAAGUGGUGGACUCAUGGGCAUUGCUGGGUUUUUUAUAUGGCGGAAAGGAUUAUUUCGUAAACGAUAUGCAGCAUUAUUUGGUGAUAAAGUAUACAAUGAAGACGAGGUCAAGAGGCAUGAAGACCAAGUAGCACACGAGAGUGGAGAGUCUGUGCCUUUAUUAGGAGAACAGGGACAUUGUAGUAAACGAAAAUCAACUGGAAAUGCUACGAGUGGGUAUACAAGGACAAGUAAAGCAGCAGGAGACAUGGAGAACUCGGUGCAAGGUCACAAAAACAGAGUACCACAUGGAUCCGUGGCGUUUCGAUUGUUUGAAUUUGAUGUUAAAACACAACAACUUGUGUUUGCAAGUCUUGGACUUCCUGUAAAAUUUGGAACACCCUUGGUUGUUGUUCAUGCUGAAACGGGACGAGCGAUUCGAUAUUUAACACAUCGAGGAGCCGUGACGAUUAGUAAACCACCAGUGAAUUUAGCGUUUUAUCGACAAGUACGUGCAAGUCUUUUUGCAAUGGAGGAAGCUGCAGUGCAUUAUAAUGCGAUCAAGCGAACUAGACCGCAAUCGCUUAUGACGGCGCGUGUCGCCUCUAGUAACUUGAAUAACAAUAAUCAUGGGGAUGCAAGACCAGAGGCUGACCCGACAGCAAAGGACGAAGAUCAAAUACAUGAAUACGAAGUGAAUGACCUGACGGUGCGUUCGUCUGUCAGUCAGGCUGAUUUUAUCGUGGAACUAACUGAUGAAAGUCAGAAUCGAGGACAUACACAGCGACAAGUGCAUGUUUUGAGCAGCUACCCGCGGGGAAGAAAGCUACAGAAUCUCUCGAAUGUUUCGUCCAAACGUCCGCGGAGUUGUAUGCAGAAGCAUUCAGCAAGCGGAACGCAGUGCAGUGUCCCACGUCGCAGCUUUGAUACGACAAGCUCGACUCCUACGGCGUUUCAAGCUACAAUCGAUGUUCCAAACUCACAGCGGCAUGCGCAUUUUAAUGGAGACGAUUCGAUUGGGGCGACUGUCGUCAGCAUUACUGACGCCAAUACGCCAUCGCGUCGUGGUCAUCGCCGUAGUUCGACGCCAUCGGUGCCAGGGAUGCAAGGGUCGGGAUCGAGUGCGUUCUACCGAUCUAUUUCGGAGUCAUACAUGAAUAUGGUCUCAGACAUUACAGAUACUCUUCAGCAACAACGUGACCGUCAGCGCGACCGUCAGGAAUUAAGACGACGACAGAAAGCGUUGAUGAGAGACUUGCCGAACAUGUCGUUUAACAAUCACUUGGGCAAAUAUUACGUGGCGACAAUCGAGCCAGUUCGACAUCAAACGACUGGCAGUAACUACCGCCUACCAGUGGCUCCUAGCGAUGAGUAUCUGCGCUGGGGGCAGCCCAUGUCCCUGAUUUCUAAGUUUAACGGCCGUGCAUGUGGCAUUCGUCCCCGCGAAUACUACAAGGACAGCGAUCUGUACCUGACAACAGAGGCAUCGUCAACAACGCUUGUGCCUUUACGUGAAGACGGCGACUUAAGGUGCAUGGCGAAGGAGUCAACCCGCUACUUGGCCCAUUUGGAAAAGCGUCAGGUGACGUUGAGCGUGGGCACGUACAAUGUUUGGAUGAUGCCUCGUAAGGUGAGCGCGUUUACGAGCUGUUCCCCUAGAAAGAAUACUCGUGCGCGUAUGAUAGGCGACGUGUUGCCACCUUGUGACAUUUGGGUGUUGACGGAGUGCUUUGAUUAUCGAGCCCGUAACAUUUUGAGGGAUAAGAUGUCGGCGGCGGGCUAUUUUUUCUUCUCACCGACAGUAGGCCACAAGCGCAUGAACAAGUCAAACAUGCGCAAGUUGCUCAACGGAGGUGUUCUACUGGCAAGUAAGUACCCGAUUCUCAGCGUUCGGGUAAAGCUAUUUGAAGGUGCUUGUGCUGGUGCGGAUAAGUUGGCCGACAAGGGUGUGCUGUAUUGCAAAAUUUUGAAGGAUGGACUGCUUGUGCACGUAUUUGCAACGCACUUGCAGGCAUGGAACGAUCCUUUUGCACGAAGUGUGCGGAAAAUGCAGAUGGAUAUGAUAGCAAAGUUCAUGAGUGCAAUGGAUAUUGAUGAAGUGAAUGAUGUUGUGUUGUUCGUAGGAGACUUGAACGUCGACUACUGGUUAAACAAGACGAAUCAAGAGUAUGACGAGAUGUUGGAAAUUUUUGAAGCCAAGGAUUCGUCGAUCAUUCGUCCUCGAACAUUUGGUAACGCGUCAAAUUCUGAUAAGAAACAAUCGGUGGCGGAGUUCAAACACAUGUGCAAAUAUAGUUUUGAUCCGCGCCUGAACGCUUUAGCUGCUGAAGGUUUGAGUACGGAUGGAAGUCUAGAGUUGCUGGACUACAUUCUUUACUCGCGCACGCAUCGCCAGCCCAAGACGGCAUCGAGUUGGGUGCAGCCGCUGACAACAACGUCGCCAUGGAAGUGGCAUGGCCAACCACAGUACAACUUGUCAGACCACUUUCCGGUCGUGAGUGAGUUUACGUUCGAGAUGUAG